AUGGCAAACGCACAGAUUCCGCAAGCAAGCUCUGCGCAAGAUACGACUGAACAGGAUGGCAGCUCUACUGUCAUCGAACUUCUACACUGCCCGGAGAACACGGCCCUCAGUGACGUCCCCAUUCCGCAACAGGCGGGGCGUUGUCUUUGUUCGGCCAUAGAGGCCCUCAAUGGAGGGACCGCUGAUGACGCAGUCGAUCAAGUUCUUCACGUCAGUUGUGAUGAGGUGCGAGCGUUUUUGGACGCUCAGACACUCGGCCGAAACACCGUCAUGCUCACAGCUAUCACCGCCGGCCUGCCAUCCAAGUGUGUCUUUCAGAUACAAGGCGGCCGCAUCAUGUUUGAGAGAGACGUAUCGGCCUGGUCAUCUUCGUCUGAUAUUUACCUUCAUGUCGGAUCGACGGGGCCCUUUUGGCUAGGGACGGACGGCCAGUACCUUGUGAUUCGCAGCUUCGACUGCUGGACAGAUGUUCGACCAAUCGUCGGGUCGGCGACAGACCAACAUAUUCGGGUCGGCGGGCAUCUCUUGCGGCUCGCAGAGUAUCAUGGUCUCGAGAUCUGGGACGCGACACGAAUGACCUGGAUUUCGAUGCUUCCUCACCAUGGCAUUAAGGGCUUUGCACCGACACGAUACCCAGGUGUCCUGGUAACUCACUCCGGCGUCACAACUCUCAUAUGGCGCCUGGACAACGAAUGUGCAGCGGAACCUCUGAUCGGACAGUAUACCAUACCACCCGGUGAUGAUGAGAUUUUGAGCGUUCGCGAAAUCGGAGGCAUUCUAGCCAUCGAGAUUGCCAGGCGCGCUGACUGGGAUGGCGAGGAAAUGCCGAUGUUUCAGAGAUUCGAAUACCGUGAUCUCCAUGGCGAAGCUGUGGAGCUUCCGUUUGCGCCAGCACUCCGUGAUCACAAAUACUGGGCAACAAUGGACCACUCCAAAGGCACCCGAUGGUGUGCUUUUUCGGACGGCACUCAUGUUGUUGGUGUGGACGGCAAGUUUACCAUUUUUGGGCGCGAAGGACAGGCUCAGGGCUCAUUUGAACUGGGCAGUUGUCAUGUCGAUACAUACUUGGAUCGGUUCAUCAUUGCGGUGACGCACAAGGAGCUCAUUAUUCUAUCACAGGAGGCCAAGGUGUUGUUGAGUCGUCCCAGGGAGCAACCCGAUGUCGACUUUGACUGCAUUGUAGACAUUAGGGGUCGGGUUUUAUUGCUCUACCCCGACGGUGGACCGCCGCUGGAAACGUUCAGUUUUCUCAGCCGAACAUGCGGUGAACCCUCAGCGGAAGAAUUUACGACCUAA
Purpureocillium lilacinum is the source of this 1296-nucleotide messenger RNA. NCBI's taxonomy places the organism in Eukaryota, Fungi, Ascomycota, Sordariomycetes, Hypocreales, Ophiocordycipitaceae. The record is from RefSeq and is a predicted model, not a curated record.